Aricia agestis (brown argus) is the source of this 528-nucleotide messenger RNA. RefSeq lists its product as uncharacterized. The transcript is spliced from 2 exons. The record is from RefSeq and is a predicted model, not a curated record. Lineage: Eukaryota; Metazoa; Arthropoda; Insecta; Lepidoptera; Lycaenidae. Bases 1 to 528 code for a protein of 175 amino acids.
AUGGCAUCCUGUCAUACCCAGAAUCUGGGCAUUCGGACCACCUGGAAGGAGGACCUGCGUGCAUCAUGCGUAGAGCUGGUCUACGGUGAACCUCUUCGCUUGCCGGGAGAAUUCUUUUCAACGAGCAAUCCCAGCACCAUCGAAGACUUAUCGGAAUUCGGAAACCGUCUACGCAACCACCCCAGCAGAUUGGGCCCUCAAGAAACAUCAUGGCAUGGAAACCGUACAUUUUACAUACCAAAGCACUUGAAGGAUGCCACCUACGUCUAUCUUCGCCAAGGUCCUGAACGCAAGCCACUGCAAUCGGCGUACCUGGGUCCAUUCAAGGUCAUAAGAAGAGUUAGUAAGGCGUACGUGAUCGAAGUUCAGGAACAAGAGCAGACCGUGACCAUCGACCGCCUCAAACUGGCCUACGUGACAACACCUUCAGAGUCAUCAUCUCUAGCUGAAAAGACCACACCGAUGACCACGGCGACUCCGAAAACAAAACUUACCAGAAGCGAUCGAAGGGUAGAAAAAGUGAUCUAA